AUGCUUCUUUUCUAUACAUUAAUUUCAAUAAUUUCCCUUGGUGCAACAAAUGCAUAUCCAUUAAAUUUGUUACAAAACCCCGGCUUACGAUUGACAGCUAUUCAAUUACCAAUUCAAACUCAAUAUCAUGCUCAGGAUGAAUUAGGCCAAUACAGUUACGGAUACAAUUCACCAACAAGUGCUAAAAAUGAAAUUCGAACAGCGGAUGGAAUCACUCGUGGUGCUUAUGCAUAUUUGGAUCCAAAUGGAUUGGUACAAAAUGUUCAAUACAUAGCGGAUUCAUCGAACGGUUUCAGAGCAGCCGCAUCAAAUUUACCUCAACCACCAGUAGCUGAUUUAAAACCUCCAAUGCCUGUUCAAGACACGGCAGAAGUUGAACAAGCUCGUUUAGAACACUUAAAACGUAUUGAAGAGUCAAAUUUGGAACUAUUAUCAUCUCCAAAUCCUCCAACAACAUUACAACCUCCAUCUGCUGGAGCUGGUGCUGCAAGUGUUACGCUUUUACCACCCUCGUUGCGUUUAACACAAUUUCCCAUUUUAUAUCCAACAAUCGCUUACAAUUCACUAGUUUUACCAUCCGCCAGUACACAGUAUCAUGCUCAAACAGAACAAGGUCAAUAUAGGUAUGGAUUUACAAAUCAAAUUAGUUCCAAUGCGGAACCCAGAGGUCAGUUAGCAUACAUCGACCCUAAUGGAUUAAUUCAAUCUGUGAAGUAUAUUGUAAAUGAUAUAAAUGGAAUCAGAGCUUUAAGUGCUGAUCUACCAACAUCGUCAGAGGCUCAGCCACAACAAGGGCCUACUGACACACCUGAAGUUCAAGCUGCAAAGCAAUCAUUACAAUUGGCUCAAGAAGAAGCAAAACAAAGACUGAGUAAUAACGACCAGCAGUCUGAUUAA
Molecule: messenger RNA, 897 nt
Organism: Chrysoperla carnea
Lineage: Eukaryota; Metazoa; Arthropoda; Insecta; Neuroptera; Chrysopidae
Exons: 2
Coding region: 1-897 (298 amino acids)
Cellular component (GO): chitin-based extracellular matrix
Molecular function (GO): structural constituent of chitin-based larval cuticle
Source: RefSeq, a predicted model, not a curated record